Bacidia gigantensis is the source of this 7596-nucleotide messenger RNA. Its product is annotated as Type I Iterative PKS. Bases 1 to 7596 code for a protein of 2531 amino acids. Gene Ontology annotation, biological process: secondary metabolite biosynthetic process; fatty acid biosynthetic process. Gene Ontology annotation, molecular function: fatty acid synthase activity; zinc ion binding; oxidoreductase activity. NCBI's taxonomy places the organism in Eukaryota, Fungi, Ascomycota, Lecanoromycetes, Lecanorales, Ramalinaceae. The record is from RefSeq and is a predicted model, not a curated record. The transcript is spliced from 8 exons.
AUGCUGGAAGACCCACAGCAUGCCCUACCAACGGGCGUUGAUAAGAAUAAAGCACCUGUCGCUAUCAUUGGUCUCGCUUGCCGCUUUCCAGGUGAUGCUGUAAACCCGCAAAGUUUCUGGGAGGUCCUUUGCAAUGCUCGCUCUGCCUACUCGGAGCCACCAGAGUCUCGAUUCCAUAUCGAUGCCUUUCACACACCUAAUCGUAAGAAGCAAGACACUAUUAGGCCUAGGGGAGGUCACUUCCUCCAACAAGAUGUUGGUGCCUUCGAUGCCAAUUUCUUCAGUAUCAGUCAGAAUGAAGCGAUCUCUAUGGAUCCACAGCAACGCAUCAUGUUGGAGACCGUGUAUGAGGCCUUUGAAAAUGCUUGCCUGCCCUUGGAUACUGUUGCGGGCACCGACACCGGUUGCUUCAUGGGCAACUUUACAACAGACUAUCGAGAAAUGAUGUUUCGGGACUUCGAUUCUGCACCGACAUACGCCAUGAGUGGCUCAGGUCAGGAGCUGAUUUCCAACCGAGUAUCCUGGUUCUAUGAUCUCAAAGGCCCAUCAUUCACUCUCGGUACAGCAUGUUCAUCAAGCUUGGUUGCCCUACAUCAGGCGUGCCGAGCUAUAGAAGCUGGAGAAUGCUCGAUGGCUGUCGUAGGUGCUACUAAUCUGCUGUUGAACCCCGAAAUGUUCAUGGCCCUGUCAAAUCAGAAUUUCUUGGCGAAAGACGGUCGCUGUCGCAGUUUCGAUGCUGCCGGCGACGGCUAUGGACGCGGUGAGGGAUUUUCAGCCAUCAUUCUGAAGAAUGUCAAUCAAGCAAUUCUGGAUGGUGAUCCUCUACGAGCAGUAAUUCGUGGCACUGGCGUCAAUCAGAACGGAAGAACCAAGGCCAUUACUCAAACGAAUGCCAAGGCACAGGCUGAGUUGAUAAAGUCCACAUAUCGUUUAGCAGGCUUGAAUUUUCAAGACACCAACUACUUUGAAGCCCAUAUUGGUCAUCUGGAAGCCACCGCUGGUCUCGCCGCGUUGAUAAAAGGUAUUUUCAUUCUUGAAAAUGGUCUCAUACCCCCAAAUAUCAACUUGGACGAACUAAACCCGCGGAUUCCAUUUCGAGAAUGGAAAGUCACAGUACCAACUACGUUGCGACCAUGGCCAACCGAGGGCCUGAGACGGCUGAGUACUCAGGGCUUUGGGUAUGGAGGUACAAACGCUCAUGUCAUUCUCGACGAUGCCUUUCAUUACCUCGAGACUAUCAAACAAGAGGGUAAUCAUUUCACAAAAACGCUUAGCUCACCAGCCAUACCACUGUCGACUUCGAGAAGUAAAAUUGCGACCAAACAUGAUUCCAAGGCUCUGAAACGAAAGAGAGUGUUUGUAUUGACCGCACAAGAUAAAGAUGGGAUCGAUAGGCAACGUCAAAAUCUUCAUCAGCACCUCAUGAAGAAAGAACGCGUCGCAGACGAAAGCUCGUAUUUACGGGACUUGGCUUUCACUUUAUCGAAAAAACGUACCAAGCUGGCUUGGAGGACUUAUACUGGAGCUACUUCUCUGAAAGAGCUGACAACCAGCCUACAAGCAUCAGAGAGUACUGCGUUGACCAUGCGACCAACCAAACCCCCACGAAUUGGAUUUGUAUUUACUGGACAAGGAGCUCAGUGGCCAAGAAUGGGUCUCGAGCUACUCGAAUACACAGUCUUCCGUAAAUCGAUCGAAGAAGCCAACGAUUAUCUCAAAAUCGUCUUGAAUUGCUCAUGGUCGGUACUCACGGAGCUUUCCAAAGACGCAUCAUCGUCAAAGAUUGACCAACCAGCUUACAGUCAGACUUUAUGCACCGUCCUUCAAGUGGCGCUUGUGGACUUGCUAGAGUCUUGGGGAAUCACCCCAUCGGCUAUUGUUGGCCAUUCCAGUGGUGAGAUCGCUGGUGCAUAUUGUUUAGGUGCUUUGUCAAGACAAGAUGCCUGGAAGAUCGCCUACAUGAGAGGACUACUAUCGUCGGAAAUGAAAUCGACCUCUCCUCCCCUAUUGGGAGGUAUGCUGGCUGUAGGUACAUCGAAAGAAGACGCAGAGAGCUGGAUCUCUCAAUAUCCAGAGAGUAAUGUGGUUGUUGCUUGCGUAAAUUCCCCUUCGAGCGUAACAAUAUCCGGUAAUGAAUCAGGCAUCAUCGAGCUGGAAAGCGCACUCAAAGAUGCGGGCAUCUUUGCUCGAAGGCUGAAGGUUGAGAUCGCAUAUCAUUCACCACACAUGGAGGCAAUUCAAGGCGCAUACCUGCAUUCUAUGAGCGGAAUAUAUGCCCAAGAAGGGCACACUGAACGAAGAAUGUACUCCGCGGUCAGUGGAAGUCUUGUUGACGGUGAGGAGCUAGGACCGGUCAACUGGGUCAGGAACCUCGUUUCUCCUGUUCUAUUCUAUGACGCAGUUCGUGAGCUUCUGCAGCCAACUACAGACCGUUCUUCUCAGAACGGCAACGCGGUUGACGUACUAGUCGAGAUCGGACCACACUCUGCCCUCAAAGGUCCUGCCAACCAAACAAUGCAAAAGCAUGGAGUCAAAGGCGUGGACUAUCUUUCCUUCCUGUCACGAGGGGCUAACGCAAUCGAUACGGCUAUGAUCGCUGUCGGCGAGCUUUUCAGUCGAGGGUCUUCCAUCAAUAUCUCCCGCGCGAACAACGACGUUGACUCUGCCAACCAACCACUAGGUAAACCACUAGUGGAUCUUCCAUCCUAUUCAUGGAAUCAUUCGCGUACCUAUUGGGCCGAGUCGCGUAUCUCUCGACAGCAUCGGUUUCGUAAAGAGCCUCUUAAAAGUCUAAUCGGACCACCAUGUCCAAAUUACGGGGAAAGUGAGAGAUUGUGGAGGGGUAUCUUACGACUCGCUGACGAGCCUUGGAUCCAAAACCAUACAAUACAAUCAACGGUACUUUAUCCAGCCGCAGGAUACUUGGCAAUGGCUAUUGAGGGAGCUUCACAGAUCGCAACUCAGGGCAAAGACAUCCAGAAUUUCAGAUUGAAGGAUGUUCAGAUCGUGGCCCCUGCUGUCAUUAAAGAAGACUCUCCCACUGAGUUUGUCUUACAGAUUCGACCGCAUCACCGAAGCACGAAGGACGAUUGGUUCACGUGGAGCGAAUUCACAGUUUCAUCGUCUGCUGAGGGUGGAGACCUACGGAAGAACUGUAAUGGUCUACUGCUGAUUGAAUAUGACACUCCAACCGAUUCGGCAUCGAGCAUAGAACAAAAUCUAGAGGAACAACAUGCCCUUCAAGCGUACGAGGAGUACCAAACAUCAUGUCAAACUGUACAGAAGACUAAAGAAUUUUACGAAAAUCUCGAUCGUCUGGGUCUCAGCUACGGUCCUCUCUUUCAAAAUGUCACCAAGAUUCAGAGUACCGAGAACCAGAGCUGUUGCGAAGUUACUGUAUCGAAUGCUGGUAUCUCAGAAAUACCCCAUGAACAAUUUGUCAGACCACAUGUCAUUCAUCCCUCGACGCUUGAUGCCAUGUUCCACGCAAUCUUUGCCGCGUACAAUCACAAGAAAGAAACAAUGAAGGAAGCAAUGGUACCAAAAUCAAUUGACGAAAUCACCAUCUAUGCCAAGACUCCAUUUGAGGCUGGAUCGCAAUUCAAGGGAUUCUCGACUGCCUCUAAGCAUGGGUUUCGGGAGAUGAAAGGAAGCUUGACGAUGUUAGACAAGUUGUCUGGCAAAAGAUGUGUCACCAUGAAGGACCUACUUUGUACUGCUAUUCCCAACUCUAGUGUCUCGGAACAGACGCAGACCGAAGUAAACGCAGGGAAGCUGUACAGUCAAGAAAUAUGGAGACCGGCGCUCGAUUUAUGUUCAACAGCGGAGAAGAUCGCAUUGAUGAAAGGGUCGACUUCGACUAAGCCCUCGAGAACCUCCUCUGGUAGCGCAGAAUCUUCUUUGACUGCCUCAAGCUCUACUUCUCUGACUGAAUUGACUUAUUACUCCUCGGUUGAAACGUCAGUCGCAGCAAAGAAAGACCCUCUUUACGACUCUUCCAGGUUGUCAGAUCUGCCCAAUCAAUUUCAGCAGCCUCAAACAGCGCCGGAAAGGUUCGGCCCCAUUGAUGACGAGAAAUUGAAUCCACAACCAGUAGACUGUACAGAUAACGAGAACGCCAAUGAGAUAUCGAAUAAUAAACCUAUAGCGAACGGUGAAGGUUGGCCUAACCUACCAGACCUCAUAAAACAAUCAGAUACCGACCUGACUCCAAGCUUAACCCAGAAUCAGGGCAUUCCCUCGGCUUACAUGCAUCAUGCUGACAUUUGUUGGAGACAGCUAUAUCGGCUUCUUAAGUUGAUGUCUCACAAUAAGCCCUCUCUUUCUGUCUACGAAAUUGGAUCUUCUACAUUUCGGCUCGACGCCUCGCUACUCUCGUCGGAAGAUCCAUUCGUUCAAAGCAUAGACUUUACACUUAGUUUGUACGACGAAGAAGCUCUGGCUCAUGCCAAAGAGUCGAUGCGAGCGCGCCAAGGACGUACCAUGUUCACUCAUUUAGACCCUGACACAUCAUCUAGCACCAUCGACGAAGAGACCUCCGCCUACGAUCUCAUCAUUUUGUCGGAUCUUGUCAUGCCAGUGAAGAGAUUGCGUUCAAUCCUCGAAAAGUUGCCAAAAAUAUUGAAUUCCGGAGGCAAAAUCUGUUUCUAUCAACGAUCGAGCGCUUAUUCCACUAGUGACGAGUCACGGGACUUUCCACUAGCAUUCGCCGACAGCACCACUUUCCAAGAUAUAUUACGUAUUCAAGAUUUCACCGUUGACUUUCGUACGAAUGACUCCGACCUUGACGGGACACAAAACUUUGGUCUUCUCUUAGCAAGAACCAAAUUAUCCAUCGAAAGUAUCCCUACGCAUCCUAAGGUGCAUCUCCUUCAGCCUACAAUAUCUCUACCAAAGACAGCUCGAUUUGCUUCAUGUAUAGAGAAUGAACUCAAGGAGAGCGGAGUCGACGUCAUCAACGUUCAAUGGAACUCAAAUAUUGAUAGCCUGGAAAUCUCGCAUUGUAUUUCGUUACUAGAGCUCGACUCGCCGAUACUUUCAGACUGCGAUCAGCAAGAAUUUUGUAUGCUUCAAAACGUAAUCCUUAGGUGCACCGAUCUUCUGUGGAUCACAGCCUUUGAAGGACCAGCUGCCGCUUUAGUACCUGGCAUGUUCCGCACUCUUCGAAAUGAGGUACAAGGCAAUCAGUACCGUACGCUCAGACUUGAGCCGAUGGCUCUCAAUUCACCUGAAAAACAUGCAUCGACAGUGGCAAAGCUCCUCACGACUUCUGCUACAGACCAUGAAUUCCUGGAAGAGGAUGGCAAAGUCACUGUCUGUCGCUAUAUCAAAGACACUCCUAUGAAUGAUACAUUAUCGAGCUCUCUCGUCGAUGAACACGAAGUGAUAGACCAGCUACACCUCGAGCAGAUCGCCAGUCCACACAAGCUAGGCAUCCUGAAGCAAGGGAUGCUUGAUACUUUGUGCCUAGAGGCAGACGAUGAUCUAAACAUCCCCAUUAAAGGUGACGAGAUCGAUAUUCAUGUCAAAGCAACUGGUCUGAACUUUCGCGACGUGAUGGUCAUCAUGGGCCAGAUACCGGAUGAUCUGCUCGGAUUCGAAGCCAGCGGUAUAGUGACGCGAUGUGGGAGAGACGUCACGCAAUUCAAAGCUGGUGACAAAGUCUGUGCCCUAGGUCAUGGAGCUCACCGCACAGUCUUUAGGAACAAGGCAAUCUUUUGCCAAAAGAUACCUGAGAAUCUCUCUUUCGAAGAAGCCGCGACAAUCCCACUUGUACAUUGCACAAGCCAUCAUGCGCUUAUGGAUGUAGCCCACGCUCGAUCUGGACAGUCAAUACUGAUUCACGCCGCCGCGGGCGGAGUAGGACAGUCAGCCAUUCAAUUGGCUAAGUACCUCGACCUCGAAAUCUUCGCCACGGUAGGAUCUCCCGAGAAACGGGACCUGCUUGAGCGCUCGUAUGGCAUCAAGUCCGACCACAUCUUUAACUCGCGAGACACAAGCUUCGCUAAAGGAGUCAUGCGAAUGACAAAAGGCAAAGGCGUCGACAUCAUCCUGAACUCGUUAUCGGGGGAAUCGCUCCGCCUGAGUUGGGAAUGUAUCGCCAACUUUGGCACAUUUGUCGAGAUUGGGAUGAAAGACAUCCUCGUCAACACCGGCUUGGAUAUGCAACCUUUCUCGCGAGGCGCCACAUUUUCAUUCUUUAAUAUCAAGCACAUAAUGACGGACAACCCGAUCGUGGUUGCUACCCUCAUGCAAUCCAUCUUCGACAACAUCCGAGAUGGAAUUGUGCAACCAGUCUCUCCAGUCAAGACAUAUCAGAUCUCGGAUGUGGAGAGCGCCUUCCGGCUACUGCAGACGGGUAGACAUCAAGGCAAGAUUGCUCUCCAAUGGGAGUCGACAAGCCCGACACCCGUCCUUCGUCGACAAAACCAACCACUCCACCUCCGCCCCGAUGCCACAUACGUUCUCGUAGGGGGACUCGGUGGCCUCGGCCGCAGCCUCACCCAUCUCCUCGUCGACUCAGGGGCCAAACACCUCUCAAUCCUAUCACGUUCGGGGCCCAGCUCAAAAGCCGCCCAAGCGCUGAUCGCCGAGAUGAAGAACACCGACGUUCAGAUCAGCAUCCACAAAUGCGACAUAGCGUGCUGGGACGAGAUCUCUCGCGCAUUCCAACAAAUCACAUCCUCAAUGCCUCCAAUAAAGGGAGCCUUCCAAUGCGCGAUGGUACUCCAAGACCGGCUCUUCGAAACGAUGUCGCACUUCGAAUGGAGCACCAGUCUCCGCCCCAAAGUCCAAGGGUCGUGGAACGUGCACGAUCUCCUGCCCUCCACAAUCGAUUUCUUCAUCCUCCUCUCCUCAUUCGCCGCGCUCAUCGGCAACAGAACCCAGAGCAACUACGCGGCCGCGGGCGCGUAUCUCGACGCGCUCGCGCACUACCGGCGCGCGCGCGGCUUGAAAGCCAUCUCCGUGGAUCUGGGCGUGAUGCGCGACGUCGGCGUGAUCGCGGAGCACGGCGCGACGGACUACCUCAAAGAAUGGGAAGUGCCGUUCGGGAUGCGCGAGAGGGAGUUCCACGCGUUGAUGAAGGCGGUGAUCGCGAAGGAGAUGAGUGGGAAUGCGAACGCGCUGCCUGCGCAGAUCGUGCAUGGGCUGGCCACGGGGGAAAUGGUGCGAGUGGCGGGGGUGCGCACACCGUAUUAUCACGACGAUCCCCGCUUUGCCAUGUUUGCUGGCACUGGGGAGCUCGCUUCCUCCGAUGCGGCGCUGUCGUUGUCAAAAGGCGAGGCUGCGGCAGCAAGUGCGAAAUCCCUCCAGGAACAGCUCACGCAGGCGACGGAUAUUGAGGAGGCGACGAAGAUGAUUACGGAUGCGUUGGUGGCGCGGGUGGCGAAGUCGCUUGUUGUGGAGAAGACGGAGAUUGACGAUGGGAGGCCGCUGUAUAGCUACGGCGUGGAUUCGCUCGUGGGCAUCGAGAUUGCUAAUUGGGUUUUUCAACAAACCAAGGUGAAGUUCUCGGUCUUUGAUAUUCUGGCCACGGCGAGUAUUGUGGGGUUUGCGAGGGAUAUUGCGGAGAAAAGUGAGGGGUUUAAGAAGUAG